UCACAUUCGGAUCCGAUUCCGAAACAAUCAACAGAAAUAUUACCCAAACCCAAAAUUUAUUGGGCCGAAUUUCUAGAAGGUGCGAGGCCCAUACCCAAAUGAUAAACCCAAUUGUAUUCCAUUAAAGGAGCCAAGCUAAAAAAUUGGGCCAUUCCAGCCUCUACUGCUCUAAAACGGUAAAACCCUACUUCACUGCUUCAUUUGCUGUCUCCAAUUCUCCCUCUCUCUAAACUCUCUCUCGCAAACCCUAGCAAACUCCAAUAAUGCCGCCGAAGUUUGAUCCAUCACAGGUCGUCGAUGUUUACGUCCGCGUCACGGGCGGAGAAGUCGGCGCCGCCAGUUCCCUCGCCCCUAAGAUCGGACCUCUAGGUCUUUCCCCGAAGAAAAUCGGUGAGGACAUCGCGAAGGAAACCGCCAAGGAUUGGAAGGGCCUCCGCGUCACCGUUAAGCUCACCGUCCAAAACCGUCAGGCGAAGGUCACCGUCGUCCCAUCCGCCGCCGCCUUGGUCAUCAAGGCGCUCAAGGAGCCGGAGCGCGACCGUAAGAAGACAAAGAACAUCAAGCACAACGGCAACAUCUCGCUGGACGACGUCAUCGAGAUCGCGAAGGUUAUGAGCCCGCGCUCCAUGGCGAAGGAUUUGUCUGGAACCGUGAAGGAGAUUCUAGGCACGUGCGUCUCCGUCGGGUGCACCGUCGAUGGAAAGGAUCCCAAGGAUUUGCAGCAGGAGAUAACCGAUGGAGAUGUGGAAGUUCCGCUGGAUUGAGCUCAAGGUUUUGUUUGGAAGUUUUUUAUUUAUUUUUGUUAUUUACGUGUUUUUUGAUUACCUGUGGUUCUGAGGAUUAAGUUAUUUAUCUGAGGUAUCUUUGGAUUCAAAA
Salvia miltiorrhiza (redroot sage) is the source of this 876-nucleotide messenger RNA. Its product is annotated as 60S ribosomal protein L12. The record is from RefSeq and is a predicted model, not a curated record. Bases 264 to 764 code for a protein of 166 amino acids. NCBI's taxonomy places the organism in Eukaryota, Viridiplantae, Streptophyta, Magnoliopsida, Lamiales, Lamiaceae. The transcript has a single exon. Gene Ontology annotation, biological process: translation. Gene Ontology annotation, cellular component: ribosome; cytosolic large ribosomal subunit. Gene Ontology annotation, molecular function: structural constituent of ribosome; large ribosomal subunit rRNA binding.